GAUGACGUCAAAGUUCGCGACACAGAGGUUGUUUGGGAGGAAGUGACAAGAUAUAGAAAAAGAAAGGCGAAUAUUUGGCCCAAUUGAAGUAAACAACCAGUGAUUGCUGUUGCUUAACAUUUGCCUUUCUUUUUAAGCACCUGUGGCUAGCUAUAGGUACUGAAAGAAGAUUUCGUGAAAUUAAAGAGACGUGCGUUCUGACUUCAACUACCCCAAAAAACGAGCCAGUCUUCGGUCUCUGCGGCGUAACGACGUUAGCAAGCGGCUAGCUAUCCAGCUUGGUUGUCGGUGGAGGGGGCAGGCAACAUUUUAUCUGUUUUUCACCAAGCAAGACGUGAGGCCCCUGUUGACAUUCUUAAAUAUACCAUCUCCUGUUUUGGCUUGAUCAAGCUGUGGCACGAUGACGUCUAGGAAGAAAGUGUUACUCAAAGUCAUCAUCCUGGGAGACUCUGGAGUUGGGAAGACCUCGCUGAUGAACCAGUAUGUGAAUAAGAAGUUCAGUAACCAGUACAAAGCCACAAUAGGAGCUGAUUUCCUGACGAAAGAAGUGAUGGUAGACGACAGGCUUGUCACCAUGCAGAUCUGGGACACAGCGGGCCAGGAGAGGUUCCAGUCUCUGGGCGUGGCCUUCUACCGUGGGGCUGACUGCUGUGUGCUGGUGUUUGACGUGACCGCCCCCAACACCUUCAAGACCCUAGACAGCUGGAGGGAUGAGUUCCUUAUCCAGGCCAGCCCCCGAGACCCCGAGAACUUCCCCUUCGUCGUGCUAGGCAACAAGAUCGACCUGGAGAACAGACAGGUGACGACCAAACGGGCGCAGGCCUGGUGUCAGAGCAAAAACAACAUACCCUACUUCGAGACCAGCGCCAAAGAGGCCAUCAACGUUGAGCAGGCUUUCCAGACUAUCGCACGCAACGCUCUUAAACAGGAGACAGAGGUGGAGUUGUACAACGAGUUCCCAGAACCAAUCAAGCUGGACAGGAAUGAACGGGCCAAGCCGUCGGCAGAAGCUUGCAGCUGCUGAGGACCUAGGAGGCCUCCAGGGGCCCGACGGUCGGCCCUGCUACCCUGUCUUGCCUUGUCUACCCCUGAUCCCCACUCCACUGUGUGCUCCCCUCUGCCCAAUAUUAUAACUGGCCUUCUUAGAUGCCAGCAGAAUCCCGCUCCUAGUAAAGUAUACUUUACACACACACACACACACACAAAUGUUACACUCACACCCAUUGUCUGCCACAUCACACAUUUACUGUCCAGAUGAGUCUCCGAGCCCAAAGAACCCCCAGACGGUUAUUAGAGAAUUUAAUAACAUGACAUAUCCCCCAUGGCUCAAAGACCUUUUUAGGAUAACCACAGUUUCCAUAGCGUGACCCAACUACACAUAAUGUACACCCAAAUCUACAGGAAAAAAACCUACAUGACAUUUCAAGGGGUGACGUACAUAGUUCACUCCCAAAGUUCCAGUUAUGAAGAAUCAGAAUGAAUCAUUUAUAUAAGUGUGUGAAAGAGUGUGUUGGUAAUGUUCUACCCAAAGAGAUGUGUUCAUUGGCUUGGAUGUGAACUAUUAGGUCCAACAUAGAAAUGGGUUGUUCAAUACAUUUCUUUGCACUUUGUUUUCAUGUAGAUGUUUUCAAACUGUUUUAAAGCCCUAUUCGCACAAGAUUGUGUUCCCUGGGGGAGGUCAGGUUAUGUAAUUAGGUGCACAAGCUUAAAACUACAUGUAUCUUGUCCAAAUCUGCCUUGUUGGCAGUUUUUACUUAGGGUUUAGAAACAAGAGAAAUGUAAUGUAUCAAGAUGGCCAACUCCACGGGGGUAGGGACAACUAGCUGACCAGAUUAACUCCCCACCCAUCCCUAAAAUAUGGGUUUGUCCAGUAUUGGUAUUUUCAUGCUAAGAAAUAUUUAAACAUUGUACAAGUGUUUAGCUCUCAUGCGCUGGCUGGAGGUAUUUAGCAUGUCUUGUGAGGAUUGCUAAAAUAAUGAUUAUGAUCACACUUCCUCAAUUUGAAUGUGAUGGUAACAGAUAAUAUACAUUUUGUAGCUAAUUCAGUGUAUCCUGUUAUUAUCAAGGCAUGUUGAUGUAUUCACACAAGGUAUAAAAACCUCCCGUCUUCUGAUAUCACUGCAGAUUUAUUGGAGUGAAAAAGAUGGGAUAAUUUGUUCUAUCCAAAUUGUCCACCAGAAUACAGACAUUCUUCACCAAUGUUCUCUAGUAAUACUGGAUCUGUGUGAAUAGGGUUAAAGACACCUCAUUUUGGAGCCAAAAUAAAUUAAAUGAAGGGUAAAGAGGCAGUGUGAAUUUUGAGUUUGCUGCCAAGCUCGAUCAUCUCCCUCAACAUUGUGUUUCUGAAUGAGGAUAGGCAGGCAGCAGAUUUGUCGUUUUGAGACUUGACACAAGGGAGUAGAAUCAGGGAGAAUGUCCUAGCUGACUGCUUUGGAGGGGACAAAGAUUUGUCUGGGGUAUGACUCAUUACUAGUAGUUAUUACUAUUAGCUAGUACCUCGGUAUUGUCUUCUUUUUACACUUAACUGUUGCAAGACUGUAUAUUUGCAAACCUUUAACCUGUUCAUGUAUCUGGUUCUAGUAUAUGGCCUUUGUCAGGAUCUUCUCCACAUUUGGAUUUUGGACACAUCUUUGGACAUGUGUAGAUGAGGUGAAGACACGUUAUCUGAUCGUGCUAAAAGACAAGAUCUGAACAAAGGAAACAUGUUAAAAGCAGAUAAAGACGGCUCCUGUCUCUGCCGAUAGCUCAGGUUGGCAAAUUGUUUAAGUGCUUGAUAUUUCUUUUUUAACCUAUCAGAUAUUUUACUGUCUGUUCAUAUAUUGUGUUUAGAGUUUCAAUUACAAUGUCCAAAUCAUAUAGAGGACAAGAUAGAAAACAAACCUUACAAAAAAUAUGGGAAGCAUUAAUCAUUGUAUUAAUAAUGAAAUGAUAAAUGCACUUCAUCCACAUUGUUUGAAAAUGGUCUUUGGGUUUCAAGUAAUAACAAUAAUAAACGGUAAAGAAUC
Molecule: messenger RNA, 3005 nt
Organism: Esox lucius (northern pike)
Lineage: Eukaryota; Metazoa; Chordata; Actinopteri; Esociformes; Esocidae
Gene: rab7a
Product: RAB7a, member RAS oncogene family
Exons: 6
Coding region: 401-1024 (207 amino acids)
Biological process (GO): phagosome-lysosome fusion; endosome to lysosome transport
Cellular component (GO): phagocytic vesicle; late endosome; lysosome
Molecular function (GO): GTPase activity; GTP binding
Source: RefSeq, a predicted model, not a curated record